This is a messenger RNA of Paramecium sonneborni, 565 nucleotides long. The record is from the annotation of a GenBank genome assembly. Lineage: Eukaryota; Ciliophora; Oligohymenophorea; Peniculida; Parameciidae.
AUGAUUGUGUGUUUAUUUACAUAUGGAGAUGUAAAGUAUUGUUUUGGAAUAAGUAAAUAUUUAUUAAAAAUACCAAGAGAAUUAAUAGGAUAGAGAGAUGAUGAAAGGUAUGAAUCUAAAAAGAACUAAGAUAUUUAUGAACAGUGUUAAUUUGUUGCAAUAAAAAAAAAAAAGAUUAAAAUUUUAGAGUUCCACUUAAAGAUAGAUUUUGGUAAUAAUAAUUAUCAAAUAAGGAUAUGAAUAAGUAAGAUGCAAUUAAGAAUAUGUGUAAAUGCAAUAAAAACCAACAUAGUCCAAUAUAUAAAGAAGCAGAGUUAAUAUAAUAUUUGACUCUUCCUUUAUCAAUUAGUCCAUCAUCAUAUUUAUGUCUCUAUGUAAUAAGAAGCAUUUAUGGAUUAAAGAAGGAAACAAGAAGGAAAUGUUUUAAACCAUUUGGAUUAAUGGUAUUGAUGUUUUGGCUGAUAGUUUUUAACUUUGGCUGAUAGUUUUUAACAUAAAGAAAAUAGCUUUCUUUAUAUAUAAUGUUGAUUUAUAAUAGUAAUCUUUCAUAAUAUAUUUUGAUUGA